Messenger RNA from Megalops cyprinoides (Indo-Pacific tarpon), 1245 nucleotides. It is a transcript of the gene wt1a, whose product is annotated as WT1 transcription factor a. The record is from RefSeq and is a predicted model, not a curated record. Gene Ontology annotation, biological process: regulation of transcription by RNA polymerase II. Gene Ontology annotation, molecular function: DNA-binding transcription factor activity, RNA polymerase II-specific; RNA polymerase II cis-regulatory region sequence-specific DNA binding. Lineage: Eukaryota; Metazoa; Chordata; Actinopteri; Elopiformes; Megalopidae. The transcript has 10 exons. The coding region runs from base 1 to 1245 and encodes 414 amino acids. Gene Ontology annotation, cellular component: nucleus.
AUGGGCUCGGAUGUGCGAGACCUCAAUGCCCUGCUGCCAGCAGUGCCCACCCUCCCGGGGGGCAAUGGGAACUGUACCCUGCCUGUCAGCAGUGCCCCACAGUGGGCGCCCGUUCUGGACUUCCACACCAGCUCACCCUAUGGCUCCUUCAUCAAACAGGAGCCCAGCUGGAACACGGCUGACCCCCAUGAGGACCCACACUGCGGCUUGAGCGCCUUCACUGUCCACUUCUCUGGCCAGUUCACUGGCACAGGCGCGUGCAGGUAUGGGGCCUUUGGGGCACCUCCACCCAGCCAGCCCCCACCCAACCAGGCCAGGAUGUUCACCAAUGGACCCUACCUACCAAACUGCAUGGAGAACCAGCCAGCCUCCAGGAACCAGGGUUACAGCACAGUGGCAUUUGAUGGCCCUCCCAGCUAUGGCCACACACCCUCACACCACCCCUCUCAGUUCCCCAACCACUCCUUUAAGCAUGAGGACCCCAUCCCUCAGCAGACCAACAUGGGUGAACAGCAGUAUCCUGUUCCUCCCCCGGUUUAUGGUUGCCACACCCCCUCGGACAGCUGUGCAGGCAGCCAGGCGCUGCUCUUGAGAAACCCCUACAAUAGUGAUAAUUUAUACCAAAUGGCAUCCCAGCUGGAAUGUAUGGCAUGGAACCCCGUUAACACAUUGGCAUCCACCAUAAAGAGUGGCCAUAGCACAGGCUAUGAGAGUGACCCGAACACACCCAUGGUGUACAGCUGUAGUACACAGUACCGAAUCCACACCCAUGGAGUGUUCCGAGGAAUCCAGGAUGUCAGACGUGUUCCAAGCAUCACACCGGCUAUUGUGAGGUCAUCAGAGACCAAUGAGAAGCGUCCAUUUAUGUGUGCAUACCCUGGCUGCAACAAGAGAUACUUCAAGCUGUCCCACUUACAGAUGCACAGCAGAAAGCACACAGGGGAGAAGCCCUACCAGUGCGACUUCACAGACUGCGGCCGGAGGUUCUCUAGAUCAGACCAACUGAAGAGACAUCAGAGGAGACACACAGGAGUUAAACCCUUCCAGUGCGAGACCUGUCAGAGAAAGUUUUCACGGUCUGACCACCUUAAGACUCACACCCGGACUCAUACAGGUAAAACAAGUGAGAAGCCCUUCAACUGCAGAUGGCCCAACUGUCAGAAGAAGUUUGCCAGGUCUGACGAGCUUGUCCGGCACCAUAAUAUGCAUCAGAGGAACCUGACCAAGUUGCAGCUAGCACUCUGA